This is a messenger RNA of Alligator sinensis (Chinese alligator), 1546 nucleotides long. Its product is annotated as keratin, type I cytoskeletal 19-like. The record is from RefSeq and is a predicted model, not a curated record. Bases 55 to 1401 code for a protein of 448 amino acids. Lineage: Eukaryota; Metazoa; Chordata; Crocodylia; Alligatoridae. Gene Ontology annotation, molecular function: structural molecule activity. The transcript has 10 exons.
UUUCCAGGGGGAGGAUAUAAGCUUUGUUGCACCUUGAGCACUGAUAUCCUAAGCAUGGCUAGUUCCUUAAGUCGCAAUUUAUUCUGCUUUGGGGUUCCUCAAGGGCCCAGACUAAAUUGGAUCAGUGCAGCAGGGUUGCAGCCAGGGCUGCUCAGUAUCCAUGGAGGAGCUGGGAGCAUUGGCAGUUACCUUUCCUCUGCCAGUGAUGCAUUUGUGAAGUGUGUGCCAGGAGGUAGUUAUGAACCAGGCAUUGGAUCUGGUGCUAGUGGAAUAGGCCUCCUUGGUAUGAAUGAAAAGGACACCAUGCAGAACUUGAAUGACCGCCUGGCCGCCUACCUGGAGAGGGUGUGUUCUCUUGAAGAAGCCAACGGGCAGCUGGAGCAGCGGAUCCAGGAGCUCCAGGUGAAAAAAACACUCGCCAGACACUAUGAUCCAAGUAGCUGCUUCAGCACCAUUGCAGAACUCAGAUCACAGAUCCAGGAUGAGUCAGUGCGCAACUCCCAGCUGACCCUCCAGCUUGAUAAUGCCAAGCUAGCUGCCAAUGACUUCAGAAUGAAGUAUGAGGCUGAGUUGGCUACCCGGCUGGGUGUGGAGAGUGACAUCAAGGGUUUACGCAAGGUCCUGGAUGGGCUGACAGAGGCCAGAGCCAGUCUGCAGGUGCAGAUUGAAAGCCUGAAGGAGGAACUGACUUAUCUCCAGCAGAACCAUGGAGAGGAAGUGGCUGCUCUCCAAGGUCACCUGGGAGGCUCUGUCAGUGUGGAGGUGGAUGCCAGCCCAGGCAUCAAUCUGGUGAAAACCCUUGCAGAGAUCCGGGACCAAUACGAGGAUAUAAUCGAGAAGAAUCAGAGAGAGGCUGAAGCCUGGCACAAGCAGCAGUGUGAGACAUUCACUCAAGAGGUCGCCACCAGCAGUGAAGCCCUCCAGGCUGCCAGGACAAAGGCAACAGAACUCAAGCGCAUUGUGCAGAGCCUCGAGAUUGAGUUCCAGAUGCUGCAGAGCACGAAAGAAGCUCUGGAGGGCACAUUGGCUGAGACAGAGUCUCACUAUGGGGUGGAAAUGGCACAGCUGCAGAACCUGGUUGCUGGGAAAGAGGCAGAGCUGGCACAACUGAGAACUGACACCCAGCGUCAAGCUAAUGAGUACCAGCACCUGCUGGACCUCAAGACCAGGCUGGAGGUGGAAAUUGCCACUUAUCAGCAUCUCCUUGAGGGUCAAGAGGUCAGGAAGCUUAAGGGUUUAAAAACAAACAGAACAAUAUGGGAUGGGGAAAAAGGGAGCAUGCAUACACUUGGAAAAGGGACCCAGAAUGAUAAGGAAAUGCUAACAGGUCAGAAGCCAAGUCACCUAAGCAAGAAAUCUUGCCAGAGGCUGUUAGCAAGGCCCCCACCACCAGGAGGAUAAAGACUCUGAUUGAAGAGCUGGUGGAUGGCGAGGUGGUCUCCUCCUGCAUCGAGGAGGUGGAGCAUCCUCUAUGAGGGAUGGCUGGGAAAGGGCAAGAAAAGGGGAAACCCUCCCACCCUCUACAGCUUCUGCAUAUCCAGCCUCU